Messenger RNA from Amaranthus tricolor (Joseph's coat), 1142 nucleotides. Its product is annotated as (+)-borneol dehydrogenase 1. The record is from RefSeq and is a predicted model, not a curated record. Gene Ontology annotation, molecular function: oxidoreductase activity. The transcript is spliced from 4 exons. The coding region runs from base 173 to 1069 and encodes 298 amino acids. Lineage: Eukaryota; Viridiplantae; Streptophyta; Magnoliopsida; Caryophyllales; Amaranthaceae.
ACAUAUAUUAGCACUUUAUGAGCAAAAGCUAAAGAACAUUCAAAGGCAAUUAAUAGCUAAAAAUAGAAGAAAGGAGACCUCACACUCAAAACUAGAUUCUCUUUCAUUUUUGUACACAAUACUAUUUCUACUAAGUGAAAAUUGAAAAAAAAUACAAGAAACAAUUAUAAUAAUGUUCAUCUUCAACUUAAGAAAAGUGGGUUUAAUUUCAAGAGCUGUGGCUUCAACAAGCUUCACCAGGGGAUUCUCUAACCAAGGAGGAAGUAGGCUGGAAGGAAAAGUUGCACUGAUCACUGGAGCAGCAAGCGGGAUUGGCAAGGCAACAGCGACUAAAUUCGUUGAAAAUGGGGCGAAAGUUUUGAUUGCCGAUAUUCAACAAGAUCUCGGACAAAGCAUCGCAAAGGCAUUGGGUUCAAGGGCUUCGUUUGUAUCCUGUGAUGUUACUAAAGAAGCCGAUAUAGCCAGAGCUGUUGAUUCAGCUGUCUCCAAGUAUGGUCGACUCGAUAUCAUGUAUUGUAAUGCAGGGGUUGCGUGCAAAACACCGCUCAACAUAACAGAUCUCGACCUCAAUGUCUUUGAUCGUGUGAUGUCGAUCAAUGUAAGAGGCGUAAUAACAGGGAUAAAACACGCAGCACGAGUAAUGAUUCCUCGUAAAAAGGGUUGCAUCCUAUGCACCGCAAGUGUUACAGGGAUAAUGGGUGGGAUGGCUCAGCCAACGUAUUCGGUUUCGAAAGCAGCAGUGAUCGGAAUAGUUAAGUCUACCUCGGCAGGGCUAAGCAAGCAUGGGAUUCGGGUUAAUUGCAUAUCGCCUUUUGCAGUGCCUACACCAUUUGUAAUGGAAGAGUUAAGGAUGAUGUUUCCGGGUGUUGACGAUGAGGUACUCGUAAAGUUAGUGCACGAUUCGAGUGUUCUAAAGGGAGCGAUAUGUGAAGACAUAGAUGUCGCGAAUGCUGCUUUGUAUUUGUGUUCUGAUGAAGCUAAGUAUGUAAAUGGUCAUAACUUGGUGGUUGAUGGAGGUUUUACUUCAUUUAAUAGCUUACAAAUUACACCUCCUGAGCAAGUUAAGUAAUUUAUCUUUUGUAUGUCAAAGAACUGCUCCCUGAAUACAUUUUUAUAUAAAUAAAAAAUAGAUUCGGUAAAAA